Triticum urartu is the source of this 2410-nucleotide messenger RNA. Its product is annotated as putative E3 ubiquitin-protein ligase WAVH2. NCBI's taxonomy places the organism in Eukaryota, Viridiplantae, Streptophyta, Magnoliopsida, Poales, Poaceae. The record is from RefSeq and is a predicted model, not a curated record.
UCAGCUGGCUAGCAAGUAGGGGCUAUCUCUCGCCCGGGAUGUCCUUCCAUUUUGACGAUGAAGACCAGAACGUCCCUUAUGCAUAUUAUACACCAGGGACCCUUCAGCGGGACACGGCCCAAAACGUAUGGCUGGUGCCUCACACAGCAACGAACAGGGCGCCACUGCAGGAGCACAAGCAGCAGGUGCUGCUGGAGCUCAUCGGCGCAUCUUCCACCAGCGAACGCUCCGGGUUGGACCUCGUGGCUGUCCUCGACAUCAGCUACAGCAUGACGGGUGCGAACAGGCUCGGCAGGAUGAAGACCGCCAUGCAGUUCGUCAUCAGGAAGCUCAGCCCCAACGACCGUCUCUCCAUCGUCACCUUCUCCGACGACGCUCAGAGGCUGUGCCAUCUUCGAUCCAUGACCCAGGCUUCAAAGGCACACCUAGAGGAUCUCGUCGACGGCCUGGGAGUCAUCAACAUGACCAACAUGGAAGCCGGCCUCAAGACUGGCCACCAAAUCCUCGACGGCCGCCGUAUCGCCCGCGGCCGCGUUGCCAGCAUCUUUGUGUUGUCCGAUGGGGACCAGAACAAAGGCGAUGCUAGGACCGUUGAUGUCAGCGAUGUGGCGGUCUACACGUUUGGUUUUGGUGCAGACUCCAACCACAAGGUGCUGGGGGAGAUCGCAAUGAAGAGCAAAGGAGGAACGUUCAACUUCGUCGAGGACGGGGAGAGUAUGAGCGAGCCGUUCUCGCAGAUCCUGGGUGGCCUUCUCAGCAUUGUCGUCCAGGACCUGAAGCUCACCGUGUCCCCAAAGCCAGGCGACUCCACGAUAGAGAAGGUGAACGCCGGUCUCUACCAGCAGACCAAGGACACCAACACCGGCUCGGUAACCGUCAGCUUUGGCGAUCUCUUCGCUGCAGAACUACGCAACAUUAUGAUCGAUGUCCUCCUCCCUACCGUCCACAGGAGUAAGAACGUGACGGUCAUCAUCGCCAGUUGCACAUAUAGUAUCAACGGAAAACCCUUCGUCUCCCAUGAAUUUAGGGUCACUAUACGCCGCACCGGAUCAGCUGACCCUUCGUCUCCAAUUUCGGAGGCCGUGCUCACUGAGCAAGUCCGUCAAAUCUACAUAGAGGACUUACGGCAGGCGAUUACACUGGCAGACAGCGUGGGCCUCCAAGGAGCCAAUACCAAGCUGGUGGAAGCCAGGAACAACCUUCAACUUGAGCAGUCCAACUCCAUGAUUGACAUCCUCAGGGCCCAGCUGGAUAAGCUCAUCGAGUUGAUCAGCUCGGGAAUGGGGUUGAAGGCUCUCCGCGCCUGCCUGCUGUCGAUGAUGAUGUUGCAUGGCCGCCAGCGCGUCACGGAGACAGGCCCCGUCAUGGGCCACAAGCUCUACGUGACGCAGUUCACGGACAUGUCCCGGAAGCAGGCCGGAGAUCAUGAGAAGGACCCCGCCAAGGUGCCGCCGCCAGCCUCUCAGGACGUCGAGCAGGCGAAGGUAGUAAGAGAUCAGCAGGGCAUCAAGAGGCCGCCAGCCGUGGUGGAGGCGGCCACCUGCAGCUGGAGGACCUGGUGGAGGGAUCGGAAAUCACAUCACGAGAGCUCCAGGUGGGCGAUGGUGAUCCUGUGCACGGUGCUCGCCGUGGCCAUGAUCGUGAUCGGCGUCACGCUGCUCGCCGUGUACCUCCUCAACAUGCCCAAGAUGCCAUACCUGGUGGUCUCCGACGCGCAGCUGGGGGCGCUACGGUACGCCCAGCAGGACGGCACCAUCCAGUACCUUCAGCUGCCUAUCACCAUCCUGGCCGAGAACAACAACUCCAAGGCGGAUGCCACUUUCUCCCAUGUCGACCUCGCCCUGCAAUUCCACGGAGUCGACGUGGCUCUCCUGCGGACGCCAGCACCUUUCGUCGUGGCGGCGGAGAGCUCCCUCGCACUUCAGUACAACGUGGUGUCGACGGGACGGAGACUGGACCCAGCUGGGAUGCGGUCCAUGGACGAGUCGCUCAACGCCGGCAUGGUGCCGUUCGACCUGCGGGGCAAGGCACGGGCGCGCUGGAAAGUGGGCAUCUUCCUCAAGGCUCACUUUUGGACGCGCAUCUCGUGCCGUCUACACUUCUUCUUCCCCGGCAACAGCACCGUCAAGCCCACCGAUCUUCGCAGAUGCCGCUCCAGGUAACCGUAGUCGAUCGUCAGUACCGCUCCUCCUCUGCUAGCUCGCCGAGUGGAUCCACUUGUAUCGAACACAACACAUAUACAUAUAACCAAUGUUGGUCAGUCAAUUUAGCACGCAUAAAAGACAUUUGUAAUUCAAUUUUACUAGUCGUCACUAUAGAUUUUACAUUCGCACGGGCUAGUCUAUAGCACUCUAAAACAUUUAUUCAUUUGUAUUACAAACAAUUAUUGAUGUUUUGUUUAACGCUUUCU